UUAUUUCUACCACAACAUCAUCAUUCAAUGAAAGUAUGCAAUUAAAUUUUCACCUCCUACUUUAAAUCAUUUCUCCUCUCUUUCAAUUUUCGCGUGCUUCUCUUCUCUGCGGCGGCGCCAUCUCCGUCGGUCGCCGUCGCAUCUCCCCAACUCUGCUCUGUCGGCUGUGAGCUUGUGCUGCUGCUCCGCCGCCUUCGCCUCCGACUCUCUCUGCUUGAGUGCUAGUGCCUCUCCCACUCUUUGCAUUCGCUUCGUCUCUCUUUCGCUUCUGCUUCUGGGAAUUCAUGAGCGCUGAAACUGUGUGCAUGAAUAUCCAAUUGGACAGAAAAUGAGAAGACAUUGUAGGCUUUGGUGGCCGAAGCAGCUCUUAACAGAUCAAGAGUUGCCUUCACCCUGCAGAGUUUUGUUGGGUUGGUUUGUCACCUGUUCUCCUUUGACUUUUGACAUUGUUGUGGCCUUUACUUGCAGUGAAGUCUUGCUUUCAAGUUCUAAUCCUAGUCUUGAGGAUAUCAUUCAUGAUACACAUGGGAGCAUGCCUACAAUGCUGGAGGAUAAAUCUGUCUUCUCUGUACUUGGUCUCUGCAUUGUGGACCCUACUAGUAAUGGCUUGAUUGCUGAAGCAGAAUAUGACAAAAGAAAAUUCUCUGAUUCUGGCAACAAUUUGGCAGAGGGAUGUACAAGUUUAUAUAAAAAAAAGAAUGAGUGUAGGAGCUGCAGUUCCCUCCAGCAUGAAUCAUUGAGGAAAAGUAGCCAAUCUUUUUUUGGAAAAAGUAAUUGGGUCCUGCUAAUGUUUGACUCUACUGAACAAAAUGAUGCAAGAAGUCGUGGGGUUCCAAGAUUGCACCACAUUCAUUGGAAUGGAGUAACUAUGUCGGACUAUGAUGUUCACGUCAUCGUUUAUGAAACACCCUCUUAUGGUGAUCAUCAUUUCUCAUUGGGCAAUUUAGGUUCAAAUGAGGAGGCAAAACCUUCCAUUAAGAAUCCCAAGUGGGUGAAUGAGCUUCAUAAAAAGCAGCAAUUCGUUGAAUUGGAGACAGUUAUUAUGGCAAUUAAUUGCACCACCGCUGCCAAAAGAAUUUUUGAAACUCUUGCAGUCCCAAGGAGAUCCUUGAGGCAGCUCUCCAUAUUUUCCAUGUUUUUAAUUAUCAUAGGGCAUCUGUUUUCCAAGUUUAUUGCUUCAUUUUCCACUGUGGUCUAUAUUUCUCUUCAGUUUUGCCAAGCACAUGUAAAGUACAAAUCAGAAUCAUGGAUGCAUAUGACUUUAGCAAACAUAUUCAGGACUGCAUGGAUAAAUAUCCAAAUAAAAUGUUGUCAGAUAUUAUAUUGGCCAAUCUUUCUUCAGGACAAAGAUCUCAGGUCACGAUCAUGUGUUGAAUAUGCAGAGAAAGCUGCAAUGCAUAGGCAUUCUAUGUGGUCAACUUUAUUUGUGGAUAUACUCCUGGGGAACUUGGUUGGAUGGCCACUGUUACAUAAUUCAGAAUCCAUUUGUUUGUCAAUUGUGAACUUCAUCCAUGGAUUUUCUACAUUUUUGCGAUCCGGGUGUGUUUGGUUAAUGGGGGACCCUGCAGGCUUCAAGUUGAAUGCUGAGUUGGCUAAUGUGCUGGGAAUUUUUUCUUUGAAUGCCAUCCAAAUAUGGUCAACACUUUGGAUAUUUGUGGGGUUCAUCACUAAUUAUAUCAUUCAAGGGCUUGCAAUUUUGGGAAUUAUAUGUGGUUUCACUGCUUUUGCUGCCAUGAUUAUAGACAUGAUUGUGUUGGCAACUUUACAUGUUUCAAUUCUUCAUCGGUUGAUUUCGCUUGUGUAUUCAUCACAGAUACAGGCACUAGCAGCCUUGUGGCGGAUUUUCAGUGGCCGAAAGUGGAAUCCUCUUCGUCAGAGGUUGGAUAGCUUUGACUACACUGUGAAGCAACAUAUUGUUGGAUCUCUUUUAUUUACACCACUUAUACUUCUUUUACCAACUACUUCGGUUUUCUAUAUAUUCUUUAGUAUCACAGAGACAACCAUUAACCUCAUCUGUGUAUUGAUUGAAGUCAUUAUUUCGGUAAUUCAUGCUACACCUUAUGUCAAGAUACUUCUUUGGUUGGUGAGACCACAGAGAUUCCCUUCUGGAAUAUGGUUUGAAAUUUGUGGUUCUCGAAGUAAUGUUUCUCCAGAGGAUGGUGUUACUGAUGAAAUGAACUCAUCCAAGGAAUCAGUGCAUCUGAAGGAUUUCAAUAGAAAAAAAUCAAGUAUCCUGGUUUCUUUCCUUCACAGCAACUAUUUGAGCAUAGGAAAAGUAAGUUUGCCACAUUACAGAAGUGUUUUGUUAGGGGUCUCUGGGUCAUCCAUCUACAAAGUAGCAUAUGGAAUCGUCAUUGGGAAAAGAAUGCAAUCUUUACGGGGAACCCUUCUUCCUUCGCCAAUGCCGUGGAUGUCCCUGCCUUACAAAGAGUAUUGGUGCCUCUGUCAUGACUCGCUUAUCGCAUGCUUCAGAUGAUGUCCUUUGAUGGGGAAAUUCUUUUGAUUGAGUUAUAUAAUUUUAGGGUGCAACUAGCUCAGUGGUUUAAUUCAACUAACUUUUCUCCCAUGAUACCUCAGCCUAACUCUCACUCAGCAUUCCAUGUGUCCCAACUCUUGCAAGCUCCGCAAUUUUCUUUUGCUUUCAUGAUACUGACAGGCUGGUGUGUGAUUUAGAAAAUAGCAUUUGGAAAAUUUUCAAUGGUUUUUUGCUUAUUUCUAAUGCCUUAGCAUGUGUGUUUCACUAUUAGUAUCAUGGAACGGAAAGGGAACCGCUCACUGCUACUCCUUUUGAAUUGAUCCAAAUUCAUUGCUCUCUAACCUCUGCAUUUUAAGUGGUCCUGUUAUAGUUGGGGACGAGGUACCUAGUUUAAAGGCUAUGCUAUACUCUGCUAUAAUGUGAUAAUGAAAAUAUCCGAAGCAAUUAUUGGUACAAAUUUUGUGAAGGGAUCUGUUUUCUGUUCCUGGUGUACUUAUGUCAGAGCGAAGCAGUAAAAAGCUGCCCAUAAA
Messenger RNA from Arachis ipaensis, 3006 nucleotides. RefSeq names its product N-acetylglucosaminyl transferase component family protein / Gpi1 family protein. The record is from RefSeq and is a predicted model, not a curated record. Gene Ontology annotation, cellular component: membrane. Lineage: Eukaryota; Viridiplantae; Streptophyta; Magnoliopsida; Fabales; Fabaceae. Gene Ontology annotation, biological process: GPI anchor biosynthetic process.